Messenger RNA from Gopherus evgoodei (Goodes thornscrub tortoise), 2241 nucleotides. RefSeq names its product transmembrane protein 161A (gene TMEM161A). The coding region runs from base 104 to 1561 and encodes 485 amino acids. The record is from RefSeq and is a predicted model, not a curated record. The transcript is spliced from 12 exons. NCBI's taxonomy places the organism in Eukaryota, Metazoa, Chordata, Testudines, Testudinidae.
UCGCUGGCAGUCACCUGCAGGACGGCCUUUGAUUGGUUGUGGGAAGGCUGGGGUUCCAUGCGCUGAGUAGCAGCUGGCUUAUUGCGCGCGGCACGGCUCCAGCAUGGCUGUGAUGGGAGUGCAGCUGGUGGUGAGCCUGCUUACGGCCAGCAUCAUGCAGAAGAUGUCCCCGCACUGCUCCUUCGCUCGCUGGCUGCUCUGCAACGGCAGCCUGUAUCGCUACAAGCACCCUUCGGAGGAGGAGUUGUGCGCCCUGGCUGGGAAGCAGAAGCCCAAGGCCAAGCGAGACCGGAGGCCGAAUGGGGUCGCAGAGGAUAAGCCCCUGUCAGUGCCCAAGGACAUCAACCUGCACUUGGAGACCACCCCAGUAACCACAGUGGAUGCUCUUGUGCUGCGCUAUUUCCUGGAGUACCAGUGGUUCGUGGAUUUUGCCGUCUACUCUACCCUCAUCUACCUUUUCACUGAAGGCUACUACUGUCUGGUGGACCCUCAGAAGGAGAUGAAUGUUGGCAUCCUGUGGUGCCUGCUUACGGUCGUCUUCUCCUUCAAGAUCUUCUUCAUGGUGAUGCACCAUUACUUCCGCUCAGAGGAGGGGGGCGAGCGCUCCGUCUGCCUCACCUUUGCCUUCUUCUUCCUCCUCAUCGCCAUGGUGGUGCUCGUCGUGCGGGAGGACUACUUGGAGUUCGGCCUCGACUCGGGGCUUGCCAAUGUCAGUGAUAACCUGGAGAUUUUCUUAAAGCAGCAAGGAUGGGAAUGGACAGUUCCCAUCACCAAACUGACCUUCAAGCUGGGGCUGGUGGCCCUUUGUUCGUUCAUUGGCGCAUGUCUGACAUUCCCGGGGUUGCGACUGGCGCAGACUCACCUGGACGCUCUGAAGAUGGCUGCGGACAGGCCAAUGACCCAGAUCCUGCUCCAUGCGAGUUUCUUGGCACCCCUGGUCGUGGUGCUCAUGUGGGUCAAGCCCAUUUCCAGAGACUUGCUGCUUCACGCACCCAUGGGGAAGCAAACGGUCCAGAUCAUGUCGGACUCUGCCUACAACUCCACGCGCCUCUGGACCAUUGUCGCCCUCUGCCUGCUGCGCCUGGCCAUGACGCGCCACCACCUGCAGGCCUACCUCCAGCUGGCGGAGCGCUGGGUGGAGCAGAUGAAGAGGGAAGCUGGGCGCAUCACUGCCCUGGAGAUCCAGCGCAAGGUCGCGAGGAUUUACUGCUACAUCACCGUGGUCAGCCUGCAGUACCUGGGCCCCAUCAUCCUCACGCUGCACUGCACACUGCUUCUCAAAUCUCUGGGUGACUAUUCGUGGGGCCUGUUCCCCGAGCCCACACCUGUCUCCCCGGGGGUGGGCGCUGCACCAGCCCGGCCCGCUGUUCCCUCAGCUGAGGAGGAGGGAGGAGAGGACAUGCAGGCCACGGUGGCGCAGAUCACGGGCGCGCUGGGCGCCAUCCUUACCCCGCUUUUCUACCGCGGACUCUUUGCCUUCCUGACCUGGUGGGUGGCCGUUUGCCAAGUGAUCACCAGCCUCUUUGGCCUCUACUUCCACCAGUACCUGGCAGCCUCCUAAUCACAGCUGCAGCAGGGCCUAGGCGUCCCAUGACCUGCAGGGCUCCCAUGUGGAAAGGACCCUGUGGGCUACCUGCCACGGGCUGGGGCUGUGACUCGUUCCCACCCAAUGGCUCUCUGCCCUGCGUCCAGCCCAUCUCCUCUCCUGCCUGGGCAUACCAGCUGCCCCCGCUUUGUGUAGAGACAACCAGCCUCCCUGCUGGGACACACCUGUCAGGCCGAGGCCACUGGCUGGUUGUCUGUGCCUGCCAAGGGAGCAGGAGUAAUGUGGCCGGGGUGUUGGCGUAUCAACGUCUCCCCAGCCUACAUUGGAGCCAGUUGGGAGAUGUGAGGGAGGGGCCCCAAGCUCAGCCAGAAUGGGGACAGCAUCUUCUAGGCUAUUUCUCCCCAACUUGCUUCGGCCAAGCAGCUCCCUCUCCCCUGCAUGGCUUCUGGUGCAUGGGCCAUGUUUUACUGCCAGUGACUGCUCAGGUACCCUCGCAGCCAGCGAUUCUAAAUCCAGCCUCAGCCUCCUCCCCCACCUCCCACCCAGGAAGGAGCCUGCUGGUGGGUAACAUGAGAUGGUUCAGCUAGGAGCCAGAGACCUAAAGGGCUGGGGGGGGUCUCUGGGGUCAUGCGCAGGCGUUAGGGGCUGGGACCCUGCACAGGUGUUGGAGGGGUGUCUGGGGCCUUGUGCAGGCG